Messenger RNA from Fusarium oxysporum Fo47, 4167 nucleotides. RefSeq lists its product as uncharacterized. The transcript has 5 exons. Gene Ontology annotation, cellular component: plasma membrane. NCBI's taxonomy places the organism in Eukaryota, Fungi, Ascomycota, Sordariomycetes, Hypocreales, Nectriaceae. The record is from RefSeq and is a predicted model, not a curated record. The coding region runs from base 1 to 4167 and encodes 1388 amino acids. Gene Ontology annotation, molecular function: calcium-activated cation channel activity.
AUGGCUCCCCCUAACCCUCUAUUCGCUCCUGCCGAUAGGAAGUAUCUUGGCCCUGAGGAAUUCUACGCCAGUCUCGAUGACUACGUCAACCCGAAUGUCAAUGUCUUUGAAGAAUAUCAUUCUAGUCUUUUUUACGCGAACCAACCAUCCUUCUUUGACAACGCUUUCUGCGGUCAUGACGAUUCAUCCAUUAUUCAGGAGGACCUUUUCGGUGCCAGGAUCGUCCACCGUACUGAGAUGGAUAUUGACUCGGAAGACAGCCGCCCUAAUUGUAAUGUUGAGGAGGACUCGAAUCUCUAUGGCCCAGAGUCUUCAAACACAAAUCCCACUCAUCAUGUUUGCCUCUUCGAUCCUUUCGCGCUUGUUGGCUCGACUAUUGAUCCUGAACUUCUCUCCUCUAAUGGUUCAGCGGGCAUUGAAAACCACAUCAAGCAUGACACAACUGAGAGCGUGCUGUUGGAAACAGAAUCCACCACUUCCGACAGCAAAAUCAUGCAGUAUCAAAUUAAAGCCGAUUUCGAUGAGGAGAUGCUUCAGGAUGCCAUGGCCAUCCUAGAAUUUCAAAGUCUCGUUGUCUUAAGAGAGCAAGAUCGAGCUCGCCUCAGAAAAGACAUUCCCAUAAUGAUGGACAAAUGGGCGACACAGGAAUUGGCGGAUACUCUCUCGGCCCUAGAGGACCAGUCUAUUGUUGACAGUAUAUACAAACUUCACCAACUUAUACUCUCUCGGAUCAAAGACUACCUGAAUAAGGCGACCUCUGAUUUCCUUCCACGAGCAUACCGAGGUCUUCCUGUGGUGGACUCGGACUUGACUUCUACCGAGCACCCAAGGCUUGAGGGGGAGUUUGACCUGGAUCUUCUUGGCAAACCUGGACGAAAAAUUCUUUUCUGGGCUUUCUUAAGACACGAGUUGAUGAGCAAGGUUCGCCUUUAUGUUGCGGUUAUCCAUCGUCGCUACAGGCCUCGAGUCGAACUGAGUCGACGAGGAGGCCAUAAGUUUCUACCAUGGGAGGACGAAGCCAUCAGGUGUGUUCAGAUAUAUAUACAGACUCUGUAUACAGCCUUCUUUUCUGAGUGGUCUGGAGCUGAGGUGCCGGAUCCACCACCCCCGGGACUUGGACGCUCCAACAGCAUAGUCUGCGAGACGACCCAAUGGGUAGAAGCGCUCACAGACGAUAAGUCCGUAUGCGCCAUGGCCGCAGCAAGGCUGCCGAGUUAUGGUCUUGAACCCAUCAUGAGCCUUAUGGACGAGAGACACAAGCAGCAAGGCCAAGAAGCUUCCAUUGAGCCUGCACUGUCUCUUAUCAGAAAUGCCAACUUCCGUUGUGACUAUGAUCGCGCCCACAAAGAAACUGUCUCAGGAAGUUUUGACAGAAAGAGGGGCUUGUUUCCAGAAUUAUGGAACGACAUCGUACUUCGUCAUGGCACGCCUCGCAAUUAUACGCAAGAGAAUCUUGCCCUACUCCGACAACGCGCAUGGGUUUUCUUCUGGGGGUUCUCCAGCUCAUCCUCAGCCCUCAGCCUUGCAUUUGCGUCUCGCACAACAACUCUCAGCAUUUGUCGCUGUGAGUAUCCAUCAUCGUCCCUCGCGAUGAAGAACAAAACCGAUUCAUGCUGGGAUGAGAAGAUUAUCGACCCUGACACCGGGAAGAGCCUCGAGGUCCAGCUCGUAUUAUCUUUGGUGAUUGGUGUCUCUGCCUUCUUCCUCUUCUGUUUCCUACGCCCACGAUGGCCCGCCCUUUACGCUGCGCGAAAACGGCGCCUCGAUCAUCAGCUUGGUCUACCCGCCCUCCCAAAUUCCACGUUUGGCUGGAUCCCGACACUGUUCAAAAUUACCGAGGAGCAGGUCCUGGCUUCCGCUGGACUCGAUGCUUUUGUGUUUCUGAGCUUCUUCAAAAUGGCCAUCCGACUCUUUAGCAUUAUGGCAUUCUUCGCGACUGUUAUCCUGUUGCCAAUCAAUCGUUCAUUUUCGGACACCAAAAGCAAGAAGGGCCAUGGUGGUGAUGAUACAUCAACUGUCCCGGGUUCGUUUUAUGGAACAGAUCAGAACGUGUUCUCAGAUGCAAGUUUCCUCGACAUACUUAAGCACAAAGAUAAAACGGACAAGAGUUACGAGAAGUCCUGGCUGUGGGCUUACGUUAUUUUCACAUACUUCUUCGUCGGCUUGACGAUAUACUAUCUCAACCUGGAGACAUUCCGCGUCAUCAAAUUUCGUCAGGACUAUCUCGGAUCACAGUCCACAGUGACAGAUAGGACAUUUCGACUUACAGGAAUUCCCGAGGACUUGCGAUCGGAGGAAAAGAUCAAGGAUCUCAUCGAAAAGCUGGGCGUUGGGAAAGUUGAGAAGGUCAUGCUUUGCCGAGACUGGAAGAAACUUGACGAUCUUGUGGAAUUGAGAGACGCCACUUUAAGACGCCUUGAAGGUGCCUGGGCCACUUUCCUUCAACAUCAGCGUCGGAAAAGAAAGAAUGCUGGACAUCAAGGAAGACGUGGCAAUGGUGUGUCUCAGGAACAAGAAGACGAUGACCAAACCGGAGAAAAUGGGCGCCUCUUGGACUCUCAACAGGAGCCCUGGGACUCUGGAGAUGAAGGCAGACCUAAAGUCAACAUACGCUAUGGUACCCUUGGUUUGCGAUCCCGCAACGUUGAUGCUAUCGAUUACUAUGAGGAACGACUUCGAAGAUUGGAUGCCCAAGUCAUAGAGGCUCGCAAGAAGACAUACGCGCCCACAGACAUGGCCAUUGUUACUAUGGACUCGGUAGCUUCAUGCCAGAUGGCCAUCCAAGCACGAAUCGACCCCAGGCCAGGCCGGCUUUUGACUAAGUUGACACCGGCCCCUUCGGACCUUGUCUGGAGGAAUACAUAUGCACCCCGUGGUAUUCGCCGCCUUAAGUCCUGGGCUGUGACUUUGUUCAUCACGGCGCUCACACUCGCUUUCAUUUUCCCCACCAUUGCCAUUUCGUCAUUGUUGAGUUACUGCACAAUUGAGUCCAACUUUAAACCAUUUGCCAAAUGGCUACAAGCGCACGGCGUUAUCUUCUCGUUGGUCCAAAACGGCUUGCCCGCUCUGGUUGUGUCGCUUCUUAACGUUGCUGUCCCUUACCUGUACGACUUCCUAUCCAAUCAUCAAGGCAUGAUUUCGCAGGGCGACGUGGAACUCUCCGUCAUCUCCAAGAAUUACUUCUUCACCUUCUUCAAUACCUUUUUUGUUUUUGCAGUUUCAUUGUCAGGAAUUAAUUUCUGGAGCAGGCUUCAGGAUUUUGCCAAGGACACAAGCAAAAUGCCACGCGCGAUUGCUGGUGAUGUGGAGAAGCUAUCGAUCUUCUACAUUUGCUUUAUUAUGCUACAGGGCAUUGGACUUAUGCCCUUCCGAAUUCUCGAGGCAGGGAGUGUAUUCCUCUACCCAUUCCUGCGUUGGUUGUCCAAAACACCACGCGACGCUCUCGAGCUCAAGAAACCCCCAGUUUUCCAAUACGGCUUUUUCCUUCCUACGUCUCUACUUGUUUUCAACCUGUGUCUUAUCUACAGUGUCCUGGCCUGGGGAUAUGCUAUACUCAUCGUUGGGACCGUCUAUUUCUGUCUGGGCUACUUUGCCUUCAAGUACAUGGUACUAUAUGCAAUGGACCAGCCUCAACAUGCCACUGGAGGUGCGUGGAGAAUAAUAAGCUACCGCAUCAUCGUCGGGUUGCUUGUCUUGGAAGUUGUCAUGGUGGGCCGAAUCGCCACUAGCGAGGCAUUCAUUCAGUCGGUGUGCAUUCUGCCACUGCUCCCCUUUACCAUCUGGUACAGCUACUAUAUCAAGCAGCGAUUCGAGCCUCUGACCAAAUACAUUGCACUUCGCGCUGUCAGGGCAGAUGAGGAUCCAGACGAUGCAGCUGCGCUGGAUGACGCAUUUGAGAACGAGGACCGCCCUCGACCCUCACAGGCCAUUCUGCGUCGUGGAAGCACCCUAGACGAGUACAAGGAGAAGGGCCUGCAAUUCGUCAACCCCAGUCUUGUGGCCCCACUUCCCCAGCCGUGGAUCUACGACGAGCCACCUCCACCAAUCCCCACGGAUGACACACAGACAAUAGAGGAGACUGAACGCCCUGUUCUGCAGGGUGUCGAUAGCACACUCGGUAUAGGAGACGAAAAUGUUUGGAGAGACAAUGGAGGAAAUAAUGUUUAA